Marchantia polymorpha subsp. ruderalis is the source of this 1113-nucleotide messenger RNA. Lineage: Eukaryota; Viridiplantae; Streptophyta; Marchantiopsida; Marchantiales; Marchantiaceae. The record is from the annotation of a GenBank genome assembly.
GAGCAUUCCUUGAAUCGUCAUCAGCUGCACAAGACAUUCCGACGUUCAGAUUCAUUACUCAGUCGAAUACAAUGGCGAGAGCAGUCAUGGCAAGAGUUGGAGUUCCUGCAGUUUACUUCUCCGUCGCGAGGGCAGCACCAGCAUUGUGUAACAGGAGUUCAGUGAUGUUCGCACCUGCUUCCAGGUUCUCAGGACGGGCUCUGAACUCCACCAAUUUGAGACAAGCUGUGUCUUCUCGCACUUGGCAGGGGGUUCAGGUCCGAGCCCGAAGCACAGCGCAGGAAGAAAAGGUGGCAGUAGGAGAUGAUAUCAUAGACAAGAUCAAUCACGAUCACCGCGAGUUGGAACAUUUCUUCCAAAAAUAUAAGGAUUCACACAAACAGGGUGAUGAUAUGGAGGCAAGGAAAUGGUUUAACCAGUUCGUGUGGGAAGUCUCUCGUCACGCAGUAUGUGAGGAACUUAUCUUCUAUCCGAUGCUAACGAAUAUGGGAGAAGAGGGGAAGAAAAUGGCUGAUGAGGCCAUUGAGUAUCACCACAAGACGAAGGAGAUUCUUGCUGACCUCCAGACUACAUUGGAUAUGGACGAAUUCGACCGAAAGAUGGACAAAAUGUGGGCGGACCUGAAGGAACAUAUGAACACGGAGGAAAGUGAGGAUCUGCCGUUCCUCCGAGACAAUACCGAUGUCUCGAGUCGAGAGAAUGCUGGAAAGACUUUCGCUCUGGGUAAAAACCUCGUCCCAACUCAUCCCCAUCCCGCAGUUCCUGAAAGGCCCGUGGCCUUAGAAGCUGCUGUGGGACUACUUAUCACCCCGUUGGACAAACUUCGUGAUAUCUUCACUCCUUUUCCAUCACAAAACAAAUCUGUAAACUAAAUCCACGUAAGGUCGGUGGAGUCCGGGCUCGUUGAAAAUAGUCCAUAGCUUCCGUGUACAUUCGAUCAGUUGAGGUAGGCAAUCUAUGUCGUGUGCAGCUUAUGCUCCGUCCUGUUACUCUAGCUUAGUCUUAGUAGGACUGGAAAUGCUCUCACAGUAACGGGGUAUAAUUACUCCCUAAGUUUGGGUGAGAGAAACCUGUUCUCUAGUACAUAUGUGUAAGAAUAAAGAUGAAUACUUG